AUGGUUCUCUCCGCCAGCUCUCGUGAGGGCUUGACCAAGCUGGUCACCCUCAGAGAUCAACAAGAACUGUGGACGAGCCAGCUCGGGGACAUCAAGAAGCACCUUCUGAACAACGAGUCUCUGUCUCACGAUUGCUGGGAAGGCAUUGAAGAGUUGCGGAGUUUGAGGUCUUCCGAUAUCCUUACUUUGGAGGAGCAUGUGCAGCAUCUCAACGAACAUGUGGCGUCCCACCUCAAGAAAAAGGCCCCGGCAUCAUCGUCUUCAACAGCAUCAGCCAAGAAAAAGGGGAGGGCAGCAUCCAACCCGCCGGUAGGGACUCACAACAUCACCAAUGCCUUCGCUAAAGGCAGUGACAAACCGGUGGUGCGUACGCGUGGGGACGGCCGCACGGAGGAGAUCACAAACAUCAAUUUCGCCGCGCCUCCACCGCCUCAACCGACAGUUCCUUGUACGAAGUGCAACCGUCGUUUCUUCAACACCCGGGGCCUUGGGGUGCACAUCAAAACUGACCACGAGCGUGAAGCGAAGAUCUCAGUUCAACGGUGGUGUUCAACGAACAGGAAGGGGGCGGGGGCAUCAUCUCUCCUCCCUUGGGGUGGGACACCGUCAGGGCGUUGCUGGCACGUUGCGUUUCACCAUGGAGAGAGUCGCGGAUGCGGCGCGACAUGUCCGCCAGGGUCCGUGUCGUUUGUGCUGCAGCCUUUACGCCCUGGAGCCGAGCGGAACAACAACCUUGUGAACGGCGGCUUUUCACAAUCGGAGUCGCCACCAAAGAAAACGUGCGGAGUAGCCUCGAGGAGACGGUACACCUCGCGCGAGAAGAUCGGUGUUGUUCAUGAGCUGCGAGAUCUGGAGUAGCGGUCAACGGAGGUUCGUGCGCACUUCGGUAUGACACCUCUCUUUUACUUGGAACAUAAGUCAGGGAUAGCAGCAAACGGCAGAAGGAUGAAGACUCUCUCGUGCAGCAAGCAGCUGACAAGGUGCGGAGUAGUCUGACGGGGACAUGCACUCGACGGCGGCUGUGGUUCUCUGACGCGGAGAAGGAGCUGUACAAGAUGUUGCUGGCACGACGCAAGAGGGAGCUGCGGGUCUCGACAAGGUGGAUCACGGUCACUUUCAAAAAGCUUAUCCUGGAAAGAUACCCGCAAGAUCCACGAGCAAGGGCAUUCCGGCCCGGCACGAGCAAGAUCACUGUGACGAAAGCACGCGUCGCAUAAGGAUGCCGGUGGAGACGUA
This is a messenger RNA of Ectocarpus sp. CCAP 1310/34, 1236 nucleotides long. NCBI's taxonomy places the organism in Eukaryota, Phaeophyceae, Ectocarpales, Ectocarpaceae. The record is from the annotation of a GenBank genome assembly.